AUCGUGUACUUCCUGUCGACGAAAACGUGUAGUUGUGAAAAGUUCAGGUCGAUGACAAAUGAAUGAUGCGCGUUCAAAAAUGGUCUGACAACACAUGUCCGGAAUUUUGUGAGAGUUCCUUAAUUUUUAGCGAACUUUCGACAAAUUCAUCACAAAAUGCCCUUUCAGACGUUGCUAUCUAGUUUAACCAUUUAUUAUCUAAGUUUCGCGUUGUCUUUGGAUUACUCCGCUACUUUGGUGUCGAUCGAAGAAUACUGGCUGACGCUUGACGGUGAAACUACUGCCUACGGUAUUGUUUUCGGGUCUUACGCGUUGGCUCAGAUUAUUAGUUCGCCCAUAUUCGGUUAUCUAGCCGACAGGCGAGGAACAAAGUUUGCUCUCUGUGUAUCUAUUGUCAUAAAUGCUUGUGGGAAUGCAUUAUAUGGUCUAGCGUACGUUUUGAAUUCAAAGCACGUUGUAUUAUGGGGACGAUUUGUUUCGGGUUUCGGUGCUGGCAGUUUGAUUCUUGGCAUAGUUCAUAUUACCAACACUGCAUCAAGAGAGGAUCGAGGUUGGAUUGUUGCUAAUUAUAGGAUUGCGCAAUCAUUGGCCUACUUAGGAGGUCCAUUUCUUGGUAUUGCUUUUAUCCCAUUGCAUUUACCUGAUGGUAUUGAUAAUAAUGGAACAACUAGCACUAAAGAGAAAAUACUUAACUUUUACACUACACCAGCUUGGGUAACCAUGUUGAAUGACUUACUUGUUAUGUUGCCAAUGGUGUUGGUUCUGUUUAAAAAUCCAUUUGCACCGCAUGCUGCUAUGCGUUUUUACUACAAAGAUGCAAAAGCUCUUAUCUUCCACACUGCAAUGAUCGGUUUAAUAUUGUUUAUUGGUAACCUAUGUCUUUGGGGCAUAAUUAGUAAGCUAUUUUCAUUUGCAUUUGGUCAGUAUCACAUUAUUACCAAGCAGUCAGAUCUUUGGAAGGUUUACAUAGCUGCUGGUAUUGCAUUCUUUGCAGGCAGUCUUGCUCUUCGUUAUUUGAUUAAAUCUAGACUUAGUGCAGUCGCCUUGGGUGUGAUUGGACUUGCUACAAAUUUAAUGGGGUUUUUGUUUCUUUUGGAUUUCAAUAUGAAACAGCUUGACAGCACAAUUUUCUUUUAUUUGGGUUCUGUGCUUACAAUGUUUGGUGGCAUUUGGUUUCUCACUGGAACAAUUGUCUACUAUUCUCAAAAGAUGACAGAUUUGAGCAAUCAAGCUAGAAAUCGAAGAGGAUUUUUGAUGGGAAUGUUAAACAUUGCAGAUGCCUUUGGACGUUUUAUUGGUCCAACCGUCCUCACACCAAUAAUGAAAAUCCAAUCAAGUAAUCAGCUUAGCUGUCGACCUAUCAAAUGGAACCCUGAAAACUGUAUUCUAUCAAAUGUGAAUGUUGCCAUUCCUAUUAGCAUGGUUUUGGUGUUUGUGAACAUUGUGUUAUUACAAUAUUAUCAUUGGAAAUACGGAAGGACUGAUUUUGAAGCAACUGGCUCACUCGUUAGCCAUGCAACAUUGUCUGUACAAAGUCAAUCACAGAUGCAGUUAGAAGAAGUUGGUAAUCUUGAAUUGUUGGAUGAUGAUGUUUUUGUUGACAAUAUUUCUUUGCAUGAUCAACAAUUUAUUUGAUAUUUUAUAAAGAAUGGUGGGCUGUAUUCUCUCAAAUUCAUAUUGAAUACCAGUGAAAUGGUUACUAUGGCAAAUUUAUUCUGCAAUAAGUCCUAUUACCGUUGAGUGAGGAAGUAGGUUUUGCCAUUGUGUUGAGUGAAGAGUUUUGUUUGGUCAUCUAGGCAAAACAAUUUUUCUUUUGAGAUAUUAUGUGGUCAGCAUUGUAUCCAAUUCGUUUGAUUUGAUGUCUUCUAUUGAAAUUAAAGUUGUGAUUUUACCUAUA
This is a messenger RNA of Xenia sp. Carnegie-2017, 1897 nucleotides long. RefSeq lists its product as uncharacterized. The record is from RefSeq and is a predicted model, not a curated record. Gene Ontology annotation, biological process: transmembrane transport. NCBI's taxonomy places the organism in Eukaryota, Metazoa, Cnidaria, Anthozoa, Malacalcyonacea, Xeniidae. The transcript has a single exon. Gene Ontology annotation, molecular function: transmembrane transporter activity. The coding region runs from base 157 to 1635 and encodes 492 amino acids.